AUGCGGGCCGGGGCUGAGGUGAAAGAUGGCUCUGUCGCGGGGGCUGCGGUGCUGCCAGCGGGCCUUCGCCUGGCUGCCCGUCCUCAUCAUCACCCUCGUCGUCCUCUGGUCCUACUACGCCUACGUCUGCGAGCUGUGCCUAGUGACUCUGAGCAACCCUGUGGAAAAAGUGGCCUAUCUUAUAAUAUUCCAUAUUCUCUUUGUACUCUUUGUGUGGACAUACUGGAAGUCUAUUUUUACGCUCCCGGUGCAGCCAGGCAAAAAGUACCAUAUGUCCUACGCUGACAAAGAGCGCUACGAGAAUGAAGAAAGGCCGGAGGUGCAGAGGCAGAUUCUCGCCGAAAUGGCCCGGAAGCUGCCGGUGUACACGCGGACGGGGAGCGGAGGUAUUCGAUUCUGUGAUAGAUGCCAACUAAUCAAACCUGAUCGUUGUCACCAUUGUUCCGUUUGUGCCAUAUGUGUGCUAAAAAUGGAUCAUCACUGUCCGUGGGUGAAUAACUGCAUUGGAUUUUCUAACUACAAAUUCUUUCUACUGUUCUUAGCCUAUUCUUUGUUGUAUUGCUUGUAUAUUGCUGCAACAGUCUUCAAGUACUUCAUUAAGUAUUGGACAGGUGAAUUGACAAAUGGACGGUCCAAAUUUCAUAUCCUUUUCCUUCUCUUUGUGGCGAUCAUGUUCUUCGUGAGCCUUAUGUUUCUGUUUGGUUACCAUUGUUGGCUCGUUAGUAGAAACAGAUCUACUUUAGAGGCUUUCUCGGCUCCAGUGUUUCAAAAUGGCCCAGAUAAAAAUGGAUUCAAUCUUGGCUUUGUAAAGAAUCUUCAGCAAGUGUUUGGAGAAGAAAAAAAGCUCUGGUUACUACCCAUUGCCUCUAGCCAGGGCGAUGGACAUUUUUUCCCAAUGAGAGCUCUGUGUGAAGCUCAGAAUCCUCUCCUGGCAAACGAAGAGCAGUGGGAAGAUGAUGGAAUAGAUGAAGAGCCUCAUGAUUCUGGUGAAGCUUCAUCCCUUGCCAUAGAAAGGGAGACAUAGCAGUUAGAAAAUGCAGCAGUAUGAAGCUUGUUCAGAAAGCUUUCCUCUCAGAAGUCAGCAUCCCUUUUCCUGGCAUGGACUUCACUUUUGAGGGGCAGAAAACAAGUGGAUCUUCAAGAUGAGAAAACAUCAUGAAGUAUCAUCUGAUUGGAAUCUGCAUUCUGGAGUGCUUCUCCAGAAAUCACGCUAUCCAGAUUUUUCAGGGCUUUAUAAGUUUAAGUUACAGAGUGAACAGAACAGUUCUACAGAGUGAUUCUGGCCAAUUUUCUUUGGCCCGCUCUCUUUAUUUUAUAAAUAAUAUAUAUUUUUUAUUGAAAAUAGGUAAAAUGUACUGAUGCAAGGUGUUGUGGUUUAGCCCCAGCCAGCAACAAAGAACCAUGGGUCUUUCGUUCAUUUCGCACCCCUAUCCACUCCCCCCCCAGCAGCAGGAUGGGGGGAGAAUUGGAAGAAAAAGGCAAAAAUUGUGGGUUGAGAUAAAAGCUGUUUAAAAGAACAGCAAAGGAAAGAGGAAAACUACAAUAACACUGAUAGAGGAAUGUACAAAACCGUUAAUGUACCACUGCUCACCCACUGGAACCCGAAGCCCAGCCCUCUGAUUUCCCUCUCUGCCCCUUCUCCCCCCCAGCUGUGUACUGGGCAUGAUGUCACAUGGUAGGGAAUACCCCUUUGACUGGUGCUCGACGUGUCCUGUCCCAGCUCCCUCUGAAAUUUAACCUUGUACCCACCAGAACCAGGACACAAGGGCAUUUCCAAAGGCCUUUUAACUUUGCAAACAUCAGGGACUCAAGUUCUUGAAAUUCUUCCAAGCCAUAAUAUUCUUGGGAAUGGUGUUUAUUUUGAGACUGAUUCUCCAACCCUCUGACAAGUAGGAUUUUCUAAUGUGUUUAAAGUUCUGUCUGAGUCAGUUCAACUCGAUGAGAGACAGACCCUCUUAAAUUUGGCACUAAAUUGAUAGUUGGACGUGUGUUGAAAGAAAAAGUGCUGAACGCGCACACAUAAACGUGCAGCUGUAUACAAGAAUAAAAUAUCCACAUUGCCAGUAUCAAGAUUCAAGAAUAUUGUGGCCAUAGAUUAUUUUUUAUAAUUGUUUUAGGAGGGUGUGAUCAUUUUAGAGUUUGAGUUAUACUGCCCUUUGAGCCCAAUCCUACUUGCAGGCACCUAAAAUGUGAAAGGGAACUUUAGACACUGCAUUAAUUCCCAGGGUUACAAUAUCAACUCAUUCCUGGAUCAGGUUUGAUGGAAAUUUGUGUGUUUAUGGAGGCAGAAAAGAAGAUGUAAAUUCAAAACACAAGUUGGAAAUGUGCACUGAAAGUUUAGCUCCAACAGUAGUGUUUGGAGUUUAUGCUCCGCAAAGGUGGUUUCAGUCCCAUAAUGCUGAAGAGGUGAGUCAUGUGUUGAACUUUUUCAGACUUCUUAAGUAAAUGUAAAAACUGAUGGUUUAAAGUUUUUUUUUUUUUUAGCACUAAGAGGUGAUCAGAUUUUUUUCUUCCUCUUGCUCCAUUUGCAGUCAAAGGGAUGUAUCACUGGGUUUAUUCUGUGGAACGGAACUGAGAGUUUUCUGGCAGGUUUAUAUGCAUUUUUCUAGACCUGAGUCUUUUUUUUAUCAGCACGGUUCAGACCUGGUGACUCCAUCACGUCUGAAUUGGGUGCAUGCUUAAAGCAUUAGCAUACUGCCUUUAAGAUCAUUUGUUACCAUUUUCUAUCUCAUUUUUGUGCUUAUCACCCCAUUUGUGUUGACAGUGAUGACAGAAGCAGUUGCCCGUGUCAUGAGAAAUUACCUGGGUAGUAUCUGUUUGGUGGCAAGGGCUUUGUCUCCAUACUGAAUCCUUUUUUCCUCUGUUUGCUUUGCUGCUGCUACCAGUGGGAAUACGCUUGUGAGACAGAAGAGAGUCUUGCAGCAAUUUUCUGUCCGUAAGAGUAGAGGUUUAAUGACCCGGUAUAAGCAGUGCCCUGCAGACAGGUAUUUCAUACAUCAGACAGUGACUGCUGUAAAAUGUCUUUAUUGCUGAAGGUCGGUUGUUGGGAGUCAGGGUGGGCUCUGCCAGGCUCGGUGUGGGUGACUCGCUCUUCUCAGAGCGGGACUGAACACCCUCAGUGUUCCUGCUUGAACCAUGUCUGCUGGGGGGUUCUGUCACCUAACGGCCCUUGAGUGCUGAAACUACUUCUUGUGUCAAUCUAAACCUGUGUUUCUGGUGUCAGUCUCGUGGUGGACCUUAAGCUGUGUUUGGUGAAAGAUGGCAGUAGAAUUAAUCAUCUCAUUGUUAGCAAAACCUCUUCUGGAGGGGGCUCUUGAGAGCAAGAUGGCAGCUAAACACAAUAGGAAUGUCUGGGAAUUUAGCACCAACAGAGGUGCUGUUUGUGCCUUUUAAAACUCUAAUUUCCUUGUAUAGAAAACCAGGAAGAUGUGUUGGUGACAUUCUGUUCUGUUCUGUCAACUGAAGUGUAUUUAAGAUGGGGAUAUCAGAGCUGUGUCUGGAGCCAUGUGGAUUUACAGGAGUCUUUGGAGCAGGUUCUUGUACCCUGUCUGGAUUUGGUUCUGUUUACAGCCCUGUCCUUCUUUCGGUGUCACUUCUGCCCAGCAGCAGCUGAGUUACCAGCAGGCUCUGCAGCUGCAGCACUGGUCACUAGGUAGUGUGUAAAAGCAGUUUUUAUCUUCUGGUUAUUAUUAAAGCAGCUGUCUUUAUGAUACGACAGCUAUCCAGCUCAGGUUCAGAAACCAUUUUAAAGGUUUCCAAGUAACUGACUCUUACUGAGUAACCUUUCUUGUAAUUCAUUACGGCCACUUUUUCCCGUUCCUUCAGAGUGGCUCAGCCUCACUUGGUUGUAACAAACUCUUGCCCAGGUGGAAACCAUAAAUAUUUUGGUAGCUUUGGAACCACUUCGUAUCAAUAUUGCCAUGUCAGAUUGUUAAAAGCUUCAGAAUGAAACAUGAAACAAAUGGAAAAGUUGUGUAAAAAUGAGGCAGAACAAAAUGUGGAAAAACCAUGUGUCUGAGUGACUGAACAAGGGCGAUAUCCUGUGCUGUGCCUGGCACUGGUUCUGUUUGUGCCGUGGCUCAGUCGGGCAGGUUCCUUGGCAUCCCGUGGUCCAGGCUGGGUGCAGAAGCUGCCCCGAGAGGCGGGUGUCUGGGGACACAGCCCCAGCCUCGCGUUUCCUGGUGACAUUGUGUGUCUGUGUUCUUCAAGGCAGCACAGAAAUGAAGAGUCGGAUCCCUGUGGGGAGACUCAGUGUUUCUCAAAAUCCUGCUGUGAGACCUCUUUGCUGGGAGCAUUAUCGCAGCUGAUGCUGCAAACAUGAUCACAGGUGGCCUACUAAGGAGAAUACGGUUUUUCUAAUUAGCAUUUUAGGCCUUUUUAAAAAGGCUGUUAACUAGAGAUCUGGGCAGUGUAAAAGCAGUAAUUUUGAGUGCACCCCCUGCUACCUGUGGUUCUAAUGCUGGGCUCCUCUUUACUUUUUAAAUUUACUUUAUUUUGUCCUUAGCUUCUGAAAGAACGUUGCGUACAAAUAAUGUGAUAAAUGCAGGAUGCAUAAAGUUCUGUCAAAUAUGCUAUGUAAAUGCACUGGAAAAUAGAAAUUCCUCAGGCUGUCUGUAGUCGCUGCCACAGAUAACAAAAGAGAGAAAGUGCUCGGCUGAGCUCACGGUCGAUUUUUAAAAACCCAAAUAGCUCUUUAAGAAGUACACCCACUACAGCAUCUACCGUGUGCUCUGUCCCUCCCUCUAAUCCGCACCCAAGGGCUGUCCCUGCCAUCACUAACUCUAAGGGCUGUGCAAUCAAACCUCUCCCUUACCUGUAGCGUGACACACCUCGCCUGCCUGACAGAGUUCAGUUGUGUGACCGUGGUGCUCCCUGAGCUGUGUAACUGCAGCUGGGGCAGUGGGGAAGCAGAAGCACCACUCUCUCCACCCCAUCCAGGGGGCCAUUUUCUCUGGCUUUGAAUCAGAUCUACAGUACAGAAUAAAGCAGAAAAUCAGUGGUUUUCAGCUCAGGGUCAGAAACGGCUCUUGUCUGUAGAGGAUCUUGUGCUGCCAGCAGAGCUGGAGGUGUAGGAACACCUGUAUUUAGGGAACAACUUUGUUGGCUGAGCUUAAAGUAGCCAGGGGAGGUGGAUCUGACUGCCAGCAGGAGAGUGCUCUUCACAUGGCCACAAGGCUGCUCUGUAGAGCAGAUAGGGUAUUCUGAUGAGACCAUGGAAGCUGGAAUGGGACCACCAGAUGCUGACUGUAAUUCUGCCAUCGGUCAUCAGGUAGUAAUACAUGUAGCUUGAGUGACAGCAGCGCUGCAGGUGUCUCACCAGGAGCGUCUCUGAAAGUGUGGAACGCAGCCAUGGGUUUGUUAGCUUGAAUCAGGGCACAGAAGUGUGUUCCACCUCAGCACAGCGUGUUCUACCUUGCCUUUGGCAUGUUUGUUGUUUGUAUUUCAGCAUUUUCCAAAUGCAUUUCCUGUCCUUCAUGUGAGCGAGGACUUUCUCUGCUAUAAGCAACUUUUCCAAGUGCUGUCAUUGUGUGACAGAGGAACGUGCUUGCUGGAUCUUACUGUGGUACCUGCCACCACUGUCUUCUCCCUGCACUCCUGGGUUAAUGCUCCGCAGUAACUGACCACCAAGACCCACCUCUGCACCUCUCUUCCCUCUCCCAUUAUGUUCAGGUACACUGUACUCUUAAAAAAAAAAAAAAAAAAAAAAAAAAAAAAAA
Molecule: messenger RNA, 5717 nt
Organism: Calidris pugnax (ruff)
Lineage: Eukaryota; Metazoa; Chordata; Aves; Charadriiformes; Scolopacidae
Gene: ZDHHC15
Product: zinc finger, DHHC-type containing 15
Exons: 12
Coding region: 26-1024 (332 amino acids)
Biological process (GO): synaptic vesicle maturation; protein targeting to membrane; peptidyl-L-cysteine S-palmitoylation
Cellular component (GO): Golgi apparatus; endoplasmic reticulum
Molecular function (GO): protein-cysteine S-palmitoyltransferase activity
Source: RefSeq, a predicted model, not a curated record